AUGGAGUACAGAAAGUGCUAUCCUCGUGUUCAGGCCCUCCACGACAAGGUCGCAUCGCUCGUAGAUUCGUAUACUUUGCAAUCAUGCUCACGAGUCCUAGAAGUCACAGAUGAGUUUGACGAAGAGGUCGCUUCUGCGCCACAGCCGCUCUCCCCCGAAAUGGAAGAGCUCACAACCAUCUGUCGCACAUACAAGCUGCUCUAUCAGGGAUUCAUCCGCGACUUGCUGAUGCGAGAGGCGAAGAAGGAGCACGAGAUAUACGAGCGGGCCGUCUCGAGGAAGCUCAAGCGAAGCAAUGAUCAUGUACAGAGACGCCAGGGCAAGGUCUUCGAGGUUGAUCAGGGCGAACAUAUCGAAGCUGCGCUGCAGUCUUUAAGGCUUGAGGAAUUCCUCCAAGAAAAGAUAGCGAGCGGUGAGAAACAUGUGCAUUUCACAAAGUGA
This is a messenger RNA of Xylaria bambusicola, 441 nucleotides long. RefSeq lists its product as uncharacterized. Lineage: Eukaryota; Fungi; Ascomycota; Sordariomycetes; Xylariales; Xylariaceae. The transcript has a single exon. The coding region runs from base 1 to 441 and encodes 146 amino acids. The record is from RefSeq and is a predicted model, not a curated record.